AUGAGGCAUGGCUAUGGGGCGCUGGAGGGCGACCGGCCGACGCGGAAGCGAACCGCGCAGGAGGUCCUGGAGUACGGCGUGCGCCAGGGCAGCGGCCUGCGGCGCCCGGUCCGCGAGAUGCCCACGGGCUUCCGCCCAGACCGCCUCACGGGAGCACAGACUCGGCCGCGGCUCAGCGUGGAGUACCACAAGGUGCUGCUGGAGCUGGUCAAGAAGUCCAAAGUGACUUGCAUGAAGUCUGACCUGACAAUCUUGAGGGAGAACCACCGCUUCCUCUGGGACGAGCCGCUGGACGGGAGCUCUUGGGAGAUGCGCAUGGCCAAGAGGUACUACGAUCGCCUCUUCAAAGAGUCAUUUGCGACUUGUCGGGCUACCGCAAGGGCGGCGUGGGGUUCCGCUGGCGCACCGAGAGUCGGAGGUGGUGCAGGGCCGGGGCCAGUUCACCUGCGGGCACAAGUUCUGCUCUGCCAGAGAUGA
Messenger RNA from Effrenium voratum, 477 nucleotides. NCBI's taxonomy places the organism in Eukaryota, Dinophyceae, Suessiales, Symbiodiniaceae. The record is from the annotation of a GenBank genome assembly.